Molecule: messenger RNA, 2061 nt
Organism: Cladophialophora bantiana CBS 173.52
Lineage: Eukaryota; Fungi; Ascomycota; Eurotiomycetes; Chaetothyriales; Herpotrichiellaceae
Exons: 9
Coding region: 1-2061 (686 amino acids)
Molecular function (GO): protein binding
Source: RefSeq, a predicted model, not a curated record
AUGGUGGACAAACUACCAUCCCCUGGGAAAAGCCAACAGCUCAAAUCAGCACUAUGGUGGAAAUUCACCAAAAAGGAAGUGGAAGAUGUGUUGGCUCGAAUGGAGCGAUUAAAGUCCCUCAUCAAUUGUGCCUUGAUGAAUGAUUUGAUCGCUUUGUCAAAGACUAUCCAUGACGACACCCUGGUCGUUAAACAACAGACUGAGCGAGUGCAGUCCCUUUUGGAACAGGACUUACAGAACAAGCUAUCGCGCUGGUUAAGUAUACCAGACCCAUCCGCAAAUUACCACACGGCGCUAGGAAAGCGACACCCAGAGACGGGCCAGUGGCUCCUCAACGGCCAACAUUUCGCAGCUUGGAAAAGCUCGACAUCUUCACUGAUGUGGCUUCACGGUAGCGCGGGCUGCGGCAAGACAAUCUUAAGCGCCGCGUCACUACACCAUAUUCUCCAACACGAAAAGCCUGACACAAUAGUGAGCUACUUUUACUUUGAUUUCAAUGAUAUAGAGAAGCAGUCCUCAAACAAGGCGAUUCGAUCGUUGCUAUUCCAGAUCGCAACACAGGCCACGGUCAUCGCCCAUGAGCUUGAACUGUUGUAUGGAAGAUGCAGCCAUCGACAGCGGCAGCCGGCAGAGGACGUUAUUCACUCAUUGUUCAGAAAGGCAAUGGAUACCCCACGUGAGAAGUAUAUCGUCUUAGAUGCUCUGGAUGAAUGUACAGACCGCGAAGGACUGUUGACCUUUCUCCGAGAACUGAUCGCCUCAAAACCACGGGACCUCCGUGCGUUGGCCACGAGUCGGCGUGAAAGAGACAUUGACGACGAGCUGAGCCCGGUUGCUGAUUACAAUAUUAAUAUUCUUCAAAGUGCUGUUGUGGACGAGGACAUUCGUGUCUAUAUUCGUGACAGGAUGGCAACAGACCAAGGGCUAAAGAAGUGGCCAGACCCGGUGCAGACUGAAAUAACGACUGCACUGAUGGAAAAGGCUGAUGGCAUGUUUCGGUGGGUGUUUUGUCAACUGGAGUCCAUUCGCCAUCGUAUCCAGUUAAAGACGCUAAGAAAAACACUGUCAUCCCUACCAAAGACGCUCGACGAGACAUAUAAUCGAAUCUUACCAGAUCUCGAAUCAAACGGGCAACUUGAGAACGCUAUCCAGGCUUUACAAUGGCUUUGUUUCUCGAAACGCCCUCUGCGGCUAAUAGAAAUGGCCGAGAUCCUCGCCAUAGAGACUGGCGACCAAGGAGGAUUCAACCCAGAGGAACGGCUUCCUGAUCCGAUGGACAUAAUGGUUGUCUGUUCCAGCCUGAUCAAUGACGUCGCCUCGCUUAAUGGCGGUCGUAAAGAUUCUUACAGGAUACAGAUUCAGCUGGCUCAUUUUUCUGUCAAGGAAUUUCUCCUUUCUGGUCGUUGUGCAUUUAACCUUGAUUUUCGAUCAGAUACCUGCCACGCCGUUAUUGCAGAAAGUUGCCUACAUUAUUUCCUCCACUUAUGUCAGGAUGCACCAGUGACUAGAAAGCUCUCCAAGCAUUAUCCUCUGUUAUUUUAUGCAGCAGAAGAAGACAUAGCCGAGCCACUCUACUGUAACAGAGCACUUCAGGGUUCGGUGUGCACGUGCAACAACGCACAGAGGCCUGUCCAGCAGAUCGGGAAGCGAGAACGCGUUUCUGACCUCUGCCCUGCCAGUCCACCACCAGCCCAGCACGGCCACUUCGCCUUGUUACACUACUACGUGGCAAGCAUAGGUGUGGCAGCAGUUCCUGAAAAGAUAUUAAGACGAAAUAUUGAUGUCAAUGCUCAAGGAGGAUUCUGUGGUAAUGCACUACAGGGGGCAUCAGUGAAUGGCCAUGAGACAGUGGUACAGAUGCUACUAGAUGCUGGGGCGAAUGUCAACGCUCAAGGGGGGCUCUGUGGUAAUGCGCUACAGGCGGCACGGCUGAGUAAACAUGAGACAGUGGUCCAGAUGCUCCUAGAUGCUGGUGUCAGAGAGCAGUCGAGUGGUCGGCGACCUCUUGCGGAAAGCGAAGACCGGACAACAAGGGUUGGCUCUUGCAUCUACAAGGACUAG